AUGUCUGUUCCCCGCACUACUUCUCUUGCUGUUGCUGCUACUUCUACUACUACUGCUACUGCUACUACUACUACUGGUGCUACCGAUUUCGGUGAUGCUCCUGUCAGUGCUCGACUGCGACGACGGCACUCAUAUCGCCGCGGCGAAUGCGGACACGUCAUGCCCGCAGUCCGCGGACGAUCGCGCGACAACAAUCACCGGUGGCCGCAGCGGCCGUGUCGACGACGGCAUGUGUCGAGGCGGAACCACGUCGACGACAACAGCAUCAACCGGUAUACACCGGUAUGGGUCGUUAGAAGCUCUGUGGAAAUCGCGCAUGCUACGGAAACACUCGCGGAAACGGAUCAAACACCGGCUCGAGUCCAAAACGAUUAA
Molecule: messenger RNA, 375 nt
Organism: Macrosiphum euphorbiae (potato aphid)
Lineage: Eukaryota; Metazoa; Arthropoda; Insecta; Hemiptera; Aphididae
Source: the annotation of a GenBank genome assembly